AAAUCCUUGCGUUAUAAAAGGCGAUGUGCACCGAGGCUACAUCAGUCUCAAGCCUGCAGAAGCCUUGAGAUAUAGUGAAGAUGGCCAAGCUCAUACAAAAGCUGUUUGCUGCCUUUUUAGCGCUGGCGUUCAUCUCUGUUGCAAUGGCAGAGUAUGCAGAAGAAGAUCAAGAAGCAGGCGGAGUAAAGCUGAGAGUUCGUCGUUGGUUCAGCAAUAAAGCCCGAUGCGGUAGACGCACAUACAACCCACGAUUUAGUAUGUGCUGCAGAGGACAGAUCAGGCGAAAGAGCGGGAUCAGUCCCGCGUGUUGCGGAACCCGAAACUACGACGCGCGUUUCAGCAUGUGCUGUGGUGGGCAGAUCAGGCGAAAGAGCGGGAUCAGUCCCGCGUGUUGCGGGACCCGAAACUACGACGCGCGUUUCAGCAUGUGCUGUGGUGGGCAGAUCAGGCGAAAGAGCGGGAUCAGUCCCGCGUGUUGCGGGACCCGAAACUACGACGCGCGUUUCAGCAUGUGCUGUGGUGGGCAGAUCAGGCGAAAGAGCGGGAUCAGUCCCGCGUGUUGCGGGACUCGAAACUACGACGCGCGUUUCAGCAUGUGCUGUGGUGGGCAGAUUAGGCGAAAGAGCGGGAUCAGUCCCGCGUGUUGCGGGACCCGAAACUACGACGCGCGUUUCAGCAUGUGCUGUGGUAAGCAGAUCAGGCGAAAAAGCGGGAUCAGUCCCGCGUGUUGCGGGACCUUGGUAUAUGACGCUCGAUUUAAAAGAUGUUGCGGAUACAACAGAGUUUGCAACAGAGGCUAAAAUAACUAGUAAACAAGCCCUUUUGUGUACUAUCUACUAUAUAUUAUGUACUAUUAUACAAUGUAGCUCUAUAACAUAAAUAGUGUAACUUUUUCCGUGUAAAUAUUGGCUGAGAUCGGUAAUCUAAAAAGUAAGAAAGAAAGAGCUUUUGCCGCAAUAAAAUCAUAAAAUAAAUACA
Messenger RNA from Nematostella vectensis (starlet sea anemone), 978 nucleotides. RefSeq names its product galaxin-like. The transcript is spliced from 2 exons. The record is from RefSeq and is a predicted model, not a curated record. NCBI's taxonomy places the organism in Eukaryota, Metazoa, Cnidaria, Anthozoa, Actiniaria, Edwardsiidae. The coding region runs from base 81 to 800 and encodes 239 amino acids.